Tricharina praecox is the source of this 1554-nucleotide messenger RNA. RefSeq lists its product as uncharacterized. The transcript is spliced from 5 exons. The coding region runs from base 1 to 1554 and encodes 517 amino acids. The record is from RefSeq and is a predicted model, not a curated record. NCBI's taxonomy places the organism in Eukaryota, Fungi, Ascomycota, Pezizomycetes, Pezizales, Pyronemataceae.
AUGGUUGCACCACCUUUUCCUGCUGCCUACGGGCACCUCCUCCGUGACCGCGCCACCAUCAAGGCGCCGGUCAUGCUUUCGCCGGGCGUCAUCCCGAAGAAGAGAGCCCUUCGCCCCAAGAAGCCCAGCCGUCGGCCAAUUGGGGCCAAGGAUACUAAAAGCCGGCGCGCCAAAAGAGCCGUGGCUGCCACCACCACCACAGCCGCCGCCGCCACCACCUCCAAGGGUCAGCCCAAGCAACCGCCCAAGGCCAUCAAGUACUGGAUGGUCCUCUCUCCAGCUGGCAGGAGGAGAAUCAUCCAUAUCGCCGAGGUUUCGGAGGUGCCCGAGGACGCGAUCUCGGUUGAGAUCGUGGUCCCUGCCUCCCACCGAAAUAGCUCCGACAGCAACAACUUCGACAGCAACAAUGCCGGCAGCAGCACCAGCACCACCGAAAUCAUGCAGGUAUUUCACAAACCGCUACCACCGAAAGCUGAAGCGAUGGAGGCUUCCUUGAAUCAGAUGCAGGCUCUCUUGAGUCAGAUGCAGGCGGCCAGUCAGGCCGACCCACAGGGGCUCUCUAACCCAUCCCGCGUGGAUGUCACCGUCACUCCGGGUCAAUACGUCGCAACCUUCAAUCUCGAAAUGAUCACCGGCAUCCGCAGUCUGAUAGAGUUCAUCAGUCUGGCGUGGGCACCGGGCAUUCUCCGGCCCUUUUGUUGGAUUCAUACUCUAGAGAAAAACGAACAUAUCCGCGGCACCAGGUGGCUCAAAGAUACACUCACAAACUUCAAUUACAAGGACAACUCAAUCCGAGAUCAGGUCAACGUCAUUGAAGACAUCUAUGACAUUGAAGACACCGAUGACAUUGAGGACACCGAAAACGAGGAACCCUUAGUCAGGCUGUACCAGCUCCAGGCUGUACCAGCUCCAGGCUGUACCAGCUCCAGGCUGUACCAGCUCCAGGCUGUACCAGCUCCAGGCUGUACCAGCUCCAGGCUGUACCAGCUCCAGGCUGAUGCGUUCACACUCACUGAACAAAUCGCCAGAAGCAAGAUUAGUCAGGAGCUGGUACAGCUUCAACAGCAUGGCCUCCCUCUCAAUACGGUCCUAGCAUAUGUUGGCAAUGAUGCCACCGACAAGGUGCUUUCCAACUACGGAUUUCCAAAGCAAGCAGAUGAUGCCGAGAACGCCGCUCUUUCUUCUAACGGUGCAGGUGUCGGAUCUGACGGGGAUUACCACUCGGCUGGUAGUGGAAUUCGUGAAGACAACCAGGAGGAGGAGGAAGACGACAACGAGGAGGAGGAGGAAGAAGACGACCAGAAAGAAGAGGAAGGCACGGUUCCAAACAGCUGCCCGGUCCCCGGCUGUUUCAGAAAUGGCAUGUCUUACACCGAGCAUACGAGUUUACAGAGGCAUAUUCUCACUCACCAUGCCGAUCUCACGGAUCCAAAGAUCAAGAAGGCCUGUCGUAUGGAGUGGAGCAUGCACGUUUCUGGAAAUCCGCGUGGACAGGAGAUCGAGAAGCUGUUUGGCCCGUGGCCUGGGCAGGCGCCGCCACCUCCGAAGCAGUAA